ACUUGGCCGACCUCUUAAACACCUGGGCGAUCAAUCAGUAUAUAUCAGAGGCAAGUCUAACAUACACAAUACUCUGUACACUUUAUACUUUCAUUAUUUAAAAUGAAACAUAAGAUCGACCAGAGAUUGUAGCCAUCUUGCGAUGUAAUUUAAUUAUAUAGUAAAAAUUUGAUAAAAAGAUAAAAUCAACUAAAAAACAUAAUAAGUACCGUGAAAAUUUCAAUUUCUCCGAUCUGGCAAUAAAUUUACGGUGAUGGUGCAGUCCAUCCAUAUUAAAUAACAAUGAAUUCGAAAGGAAGGAAUCUCCGUAAUGUUCGAAACUGUCGUGUGUAAAAGCUGUUGGCUUCGAGCGCGACGUGAUCGAUACGCAAUCGUUCCGCCGAGUAUCUCCGAAGUUAGCCGAGAGAGUCGAAGAUAACCGAACAGCCACGAAGUUGGCCGAGUUACAGUGAGCAAACGACGCGUACCGAAGAACGCGGGGUCUUCUCCGGCUUGGAUUGAAACAUCGUUCGCGUCUACGGGCGCGGUUUUGCGUCUCGAGCUGGCGUUUUACACGGUAAAAUGUCCUCCCUCGACUAUCUGGACCUGUGUCGAUUAUGUCUUGUGAAGGAUCGUGUUUCGGUGCCAAUUUUCGAGGGUGAGGGAGACGUACGGCAAAUAUUUCUCAAGAUCGCCGCUUGCCUACCGGUCAAGCUUACAAGAGAAGAUAAGUUACCCAAAAAAAUAUGCGAUGAUUGUGUGUAUAAAGUAGAAUUAUUUUAUCAAUUUUGGAAUACUACUGCGAACGCAGAGAAACAACUAUUACAAUGGCUGGGAGAAGUCAGUUUAGAAGACAAACAGGGUUAUGUUACCAAUGUUCUCAAUACGAGUGUAAUGAAACAAGAACAGAAUUCAGAGAACAGGUUAGAUGGCAAUGUGAUGCAGCAAGUGGGAGAGCAUCAAAACAAUAUGGGGAUGGCUAUGAUGGACAACAUGGGUUUGGGUAUACCCAUGAUGAUAUCAAGUGCUAAUCAACAACAAAUCACCUCAGUUCCUAUGGACACAAGCAGUAAUACUGUACAAACCGUUCAGGCAGUACCUGGUCCAAGUUCACAAACCACACAUAACCAAAUACCGCAGAAUCAAACAAGCACUACGCAACAAGAAGAUGAAGAGGAAAGUAGUGAAGAUGAUGAAAACUCUGAUGAAGAUUGCGACGGGGAUGAAGGUCUACCUGUAAAAGAAGAAAGUGAAGAGGAUCCCAGCAAUAGAACCAUAGAGCCCACAACCUUUGUAAAUGUUUCCCUGGCAUGCGACGAGGCAGGUCCUUCUGGGCUACAGCAACAAAAAAUAUCAGAUAUGCCCGAGAUGCCAAUCCCACAACCAACUGACGGGGAUCCCAAAUCUGGGAUUCUGAAUGGGGAUGGACGUUUUAUAUACGGCAAGGAAUCAAUUCCGAUGCAAGCGUGGCAAGUAGUCGACGUUGAGGGUUGCCUGUACUAUGCCUUCCUUCCAGCAAAUCCAUCAAAACUCUCAGAAUGUGAAAAAACAGUCGCAAAACCAACAGAUGAUACCCUAAAGAACAAUGAUGACGCGGAAGAAAUUUUUAUGAUUCCAGCUGAUAACGAGGCAAGCGACAAUCUAUCCCCUAUUAAAAUAAAAAAGGAAGAUAUGGACGAUGUUUCAUCGACGAACGAAGAUCACUAUGACGACACCAAUGUCUAUGCUUGCGAAGAGUGUAACAUCUGUUUUCCGGUGAUGCAGAUGCUAAAACGACACAGAAACGCUGUUCACGAACAAGCCCAGCGCUACAAGUGCAAAGUCUGUUUCAAAAUAUGUCGCAGUCUGGUCGCCUUCAAGAUGCAUGUCGCUUUGGAGCACAAAACUGAAGAGGCAGAAGCAAAGGAUGUCGAAAGUCUAACGUAUGCCUGCAACUUCUGCAACUACGAAAGUACAAACAAAUCUACGCUUCAUUCUCACAUUAGUAGAAAACACUCGACCAAACGUAUAGGUAGACGACAAAAUAGCUAUAGGUACUCUACAGAACCUGAAGAGUACUCUUGCGACGUAUGCGAAUUUAAAUGCCAGAAUAGACGUAGAUUAAAGGAACAUUUAGAACGUAAGCACGCGUCAGAGUAUAAAUACGAUUGCGAAUAUUGUGGCAAAAAGUUCAAAGUCAAAGGCGACAUGAGGUUACACAUACGUUUUAAACACAAAGAAGGACCCAUAGUUUGCGACGUGUGUGGGAAAACGUGCUCGAAUAGUAACUCUCUGUAUGUGCACCAGAAGUGGGCACAUUUCAAACCAAAGUACGAGUGUGAAAUUUGCAAAAGACGUAUGGUCACUCAAGAGAAUCUCGAUCAACACAUUUUGCUGCAACACGAGAGACGGGAGAGUUUCGUGUGUGAAGAAUGUGGAAAAUCAUUCACAGAGAAUCAUCGAUUAAAACAACACAUGAUGACGCAUACUGGGGACAGACCUUACGAUUGCCACAUAUGUGGUAAAGCUUUUGCGCGUCGCACGGCUUACAGGCAACACUUGCUUAUUCAUACGGGUAAACGACCAUAUCUCUGUGAUAUUUGCGGUAAAACGUUCACGCAGAAGCCUGGCCUGAUUUGUCACCGAAAAUCACAUCCUGGAGUGCAUCCUCCAUUGCCAGUGGUGCAUAUAGAACAUAUUCUUAGCGACUUUAUGAAGAAAGAAUGAUUUUAUCGUGGGAAUAGACGCGUGUGUCGUGCACAUUUAAUGAUGAACUGACGUUAUAAAACAUGGAAGUUGAUCUUCUUAAUCCAGCUAUUUUUAAACUUACUACAUACUUGAUAUUUCUUUGGAAUGAUCUAAUUCGUUCCUCGUUCAAAGUCUAACAUUACUCUCAGUGACUGAGUAAUUUCUAAAGCUACAAUUUGUAUUUCCAUGAAUUGCAGAUAUCAAGUUACUUAAUGCUUUAUCAAUUAAUAAUAUUAGCGAGUGAUUUAUGAUUUCUAAUUUCAACUUCGUGUUAGAGUUUUUCCUAUUUUCCUAAUAUUCCUAAUAUUCAAACCCGAUUGAAAUGGAAACUUUGAAUUCAAUUGAAAUGGGGACCAGAUUGAGGCAUUAAAAAUUCGACGGUUGUGGCAGAGUCAAAUGGACUGGAAAAAUGACUUUCUUGCAGAAGGAUGUGAAGCAGUAUGAAUACCUGCUGUCAGAAAUAGACUUUCCUCAUGAUCAUCCUUCUGGAGGAAUUAUAUACAUAUCUGGAUUAAGAAAAAGAUUCUCGUCAUCGAAAAAGAUGUUCAUCAUACCAGAAGAUUUUAUAUUAGUUAAUUAAAUUAACUUCAAUUUGUUGAAUCAAUUGUAAGAUCAGUAUAAAGCAAAAAUCGAUCUUCCUCGAUUCGUUAUUAACACGCUGUGUUAUUAAUUGUAUUACAUUCUUAUUAAUCGAGAUGGAAAAUUACGAAGGGGAAAUCUUAAAUUCUUAAUUCCCAGUUAAUUUUUCGCUUAACUUCAAUUAUCUAAUUUUUAUGGUUAUGAUUUUAUUAUAAUCCGAACGUGAACGUCGAUGUUUGUAUUUUAAUAUUUUCAAACAUUUAUUUUCCCACGCUUUCAUUCAUUUUCGUGUACAUACUCCAUUCGUAAAAAAAAUAUAUAUAUAGUUUUAUACGAUUCGUUUCUACCAGAUUAUGUGAUUAUUGUAGAAACGAAUCAUUUGGGGGAAUGAAUAACAAGAUGCAUUGUGAAAUAUAUUGUAUACAAGAUGAGAUUAUAAAAAUUUAUUUUGA
Bombus impatiens (common eastern bumble bee) is the source of this 3737-nucleotide messenger RNA. RefSeq names its product zinc finger protein 82. The transcript has 5 exons. Gene Ontology annotation, biological process: regulation of transcription by RNA polymerase II. Gene Ontology annotation, cellular component: nucleus. The coding region runs from base 562 to 2685 and encodes 707 amino acids. The record is from RefSeq and is a predicted model, not a curated record. Lineage: Eukaryota; Metazoa; Arthropoda; Insecta; Hymenoptera; Apidae. Gene Ontology annotation, molecular function: zinc ion binding; RNA polymerase II cis-regulatory region sequence-specific DNA binding; DNA-binding transcription factor activity, RNA polymerase II-specific.